Molecule: messenger RNA, 1300 nt
Organism: Polypterus senegalus (gray bichir)
Lineage: Eukaryota; Metazoa; Chordata; Cladistia; Polypteriformes; Polypteridae
Gene: mims2
Product: family with sequence similarity 210 member B
Exons: 3
Coding region: 140-724 (194 amino acids)
Cellular component (GO): mitochondrion
Source: RefSeq, a predicted model, not a curated record
UCUACCCUGUGUAGAGUAAACACCGCAUCACGUGGCUCCGGAGAAGGCGGUUUCUCGAGUUUAGAGCCCACUCUGAUGUGCCGCCCUUGGCCGCUGUGCGCUGCUUCAGUCUGGAUAGUAACACUUCACCGCCGCAGCAAUGUUUCAGAGGCUUGUAUGUGGCUUGCAUACUACAUCCCGCCUGGCGACUAACCGAGUUUCAGCGGCUUCCCUCAAACGAAUAUCCUGCGCCCACAUAAUCGUGCCGCGGCCUCCUUAUCUCCUUUCUACGGCACCGCCGACCUACAGCUUGCAAACGAGACUAUCCGGCUCAACCAACAGGGGCCAAGAGAUAAGGAGCCCGGGCAAUGCCGAGGAUAAGCCUGAAGGAAGUCCGGAUAUGAAUGGGAAACCAAGCAAGGCCCAACAGCUGAAGACAGUUUUCAAGGAAUAUGGAGCAGUAGGGGUUACUUUUCAUAUUGGAAUCUCUUUGCUGUCUCUCGGGAUGUUUUACGUGGCUCUGUCAAGUGGCAUUGACAUGACGUCUCUUCUGUUUAAGAUUGGCUUCAGUGAGAGUGUGGUCCAGUCCAAGAUGGCUGCAGGCACCAGUACAUUUGUGCUGGCCUAUGCUAUUCACAAGAUGUUUGCCCCCGUGCGGAUUAGUAUCACUGUCGUCUCUGUGCCUUUAAUUGUGCGUUACUUCCGGAAAGUGGGCCUCUUCAAGCCUCCUGCCUCCAGCCAUUAAUGCAUCGUGGUCUAUUUGUGUACUCUAGCCAUAUGUAGUCAGCCCAUGGGCUCUUCAACCAGUCAGUUAAGUGAUGAAAUGUAAUUGAUAGGUAACUUAGAAUUCAGAUAAUAAUCACCUAUUUUAUUACAAACACCCUUUGACCAUCAGGGUAGCUCCUUGCUGAUGGGUAUUGUACUAUGGAGGGGCAGUGAAUAAUGUGUCUGGACCAGAAUAGUCCAAGAGUGUGGAUUUGUGUGAGCCGGGAUUGGAGCAGGUCGUCUUUAAGUGGGUGCAUAGCAAAGCUAGUAGAGCAAAUACAAUCAACUAAUAUCUAAAUGCCUUUAGAUACAAAACAUACUGGACCUUCUAUCUAAGAUACAGAAUAUUUUUCCUUUUAAUUGAUGUUAAUAUAAAUGGAAUUUGAAAAAUUUAAGGAAAUAACAUAUUUUUAUAAAUGUGUAUCUUUUUCAUUUAUUAUGCAAUUUAAGAAAGUUAACUUAAAUCAGGAGGACAGUCGAAUCUUCCUUCCAUUUGGUACUCAGGUGAAUGUCAUUGAAAGUUCAGUGCACAAAUAAAAAGGGUGAAAUGGUUUCA